Lactuca virosa is the source of this 725-nucleotide messenger RNA. NCBI's taxonomy places the organism in Eukaryota, Viridiplantae, Streptophyta, Magnoliopsida, Asterales, Asteraceae. The record is from the annotation of a GenBank genome assembly.
ACCAAAAAUAGCGAGAAAGGAUAGAGAGAGAAAGGAGCAUGGGUAAGGUAGGCGGAGGAGGAGGCGGAGGUGGAGCAACGACGGCGAAGAAGAAGAAGAAAGGCCGUCCUUCUCUUUUAGAUCUCCAGAAACGGGCUAUAGAACAACAGAAAUUGCAAAAUCAAGAACAAUUACAACAGCGGAGAUCCAAUCGCCGGAACCCUAACUCGACUGCCAGCGACGUCGGUGAAGAAGAGUACUACGAUGACGAUGAUGAUGAGAGGAAAGAGAAGAAAGUCAAGCUCGUUGUUCGUUUGCCCCAAUCGGAUCAGCAACAACAACAACAACAUUUCUCGUCUGAUUUAAUUAGAUCUUCCUCUCUUAAUUCGGCAUCUUGUGGCUCUGAUUCGAAUGCUGAUGUUGAUAUUCGCAAAAUUAAAUCCGGAUCUGGUGGUGUUCUCACUGAUCAUCAGGGUGAAAAGGUUUUGAAAGCGAUGGACACUCUUCAUGGGUCACCAUUAGAGUCUGGACCCACAACACCUUUGCCAGACAAAAAGUUGUUGGUGUUCAUUCUUGAUAGGCUUCAAAAGAAGGACACUCAUGCAGUCUUCUCUGAUCCUGUUGACCCUAAUGAGCUUCCAGAUUACCAUGAAAUUAUCAAGCAACCUAUGGAUUUUGGCACUGUUAGGAGAAAACUUGAUGAGGGUCUUUAUUCAAAUUUGGAAGAAUUGGAGAUGUCUAUUUGA